Periophthalmus magnuspinnatus is the source of this 1903-nucleotide messenger RNA. RefSeq names its product MAGUK p55 subfamily member 3-like. Gene Ontology annotation, cellular component: plasma membrane; cell-cell junction. The coding region runs from base 143 to 1903 and encodes 586 amino acids. The transcript has 19 exons. Gene Ontology annotation, molecular function: protein binding. The record is from RefSeq and is a predicted model, not a curated record. NCBI's taxonomy places the organism in Eukaryota, Metazoa, Chordata, Actinopteri, Gobiiformes, Gobiidae.
CAGACGUAUCACCUGCAGCCGCGGUGACAGACGGAAUCCCCGUGAGACGCACAUGGCUUUUUAAAUCUUCCACAUAGAAGAACACCAUCCUUCACCUCUUGUGGUCGUCUUCCCUCUCUCCUGGCUUUUCCUAUAGCCCUGAAUGAUUGAAGCCAUGCCCGUAGUGUCUGCAACCACAGGGCUGCACGAGACGCUGGCGGUUCUCACCUCUCAGCUCCACCCUGAUGCCAAACACAAAGAAGACCUGUCCUUCCUCAAAGACAUUUUAAGUGAAAAGAGCCUUGCUUAUCUUAUGAAGAUUCAUGAAAAAUUAAAGCAGUAUGAAAAACUUGGUCCAGAACCGGUCUUGGACAGUGCCUCCUGUUUGGUAGAAGAUCUGACUGAAGACCUCCAGAAUGGCCCUCUUGACGAUGAUGAAAGGGAGCUCCUCGUCCUGCUCAGUGCUCCACACCUCAAGGCUGUGCUGUCAGCUCAUGACACAGUGGCCCAGAAAAACUUUGACCCAGUGCUGCCCCCUCUCCCUGAAGAGCUGAACGACGACUUUGAGGAGGAGUCUGUUAAAAUUGUUCGUUUGGUCAAAAACAAGGAGCCUCUUGGUGCCACUAUUCGCAGAGAUGAGGCCACUGGAGCUGUAAUAGUGGCUCGAAUCAUGAGAGGGGGAGCAGCUGAUCGCAGUGGUCUGGUGCAUGUAGGAGAUGAACUUCGAGAAGUAAAUGGGAAGGUCAUUACCCACAGACGACCAGAUGAAAUUAGCCAAAUACUGUCACAGUCCCAAGGAACUAUCACACUGAAGAUUGUACCAGCGGUAGCAGAAGAGGAUCGACUUAAGGAGAGCAGGGUUUACCUUCGAGCUUUGUUUGACUACACUCCAUUUGAGGACAAAGCCACCCCAUGCCAAGAGGCAGGGCUCCCUUUUAAGAGAGGGGACAUUCUGCAGGUGGUGAGCCAGGAGGACACCACCUGGUGGCAAGCCAAGAAAGUUGGUGACAGUAAUCUACGUGCUGCACUUAUUCCUUCAACUCAGUUUCAGGAAAGGCGUUUGAGAUACAGGAUGAAAAUGGGCUCUUUUCCUCAUCCCAAUUCGAUCAAAGUCCCCACAUACGAUCAGGCUGAUAGAGAGGACUGUGACUGUGAAGCUGUUCUGAACGGGAAGGACUUAGCCAGUCUGAGGAGGAGUCUGCGCUUAAAGAAGGAUCGUCAGGCUUCAUCAGGAGAUGGCCAUACUCCAGAAGCCAACCACACAGACUUCCUGAUUUAUGAGGAGGUUACACAGUACCUGCCCCGUCCGGACGAGAACCCGCGACUCAUAGUGCUCAUCGGUUCACUGGGAGCACGGACCACUGAGCUCAAACAGAAGGUCAUAGCUGAAAAUCCCAGGCGCUACGGCCUAGCUGUGCCACACACCACUCGAUGCAGGAGGAGUCAGGAGAGAGAAGGAGUGGAGUACCACUUCAUCAGUAGGCCAGCAUUCGAGGACGACAUCCAGAAUGGCAAAUUUAUUGAAUAUGGGGAGUAUAAGGACAAUCUGUAUGGAACCAGUUUAGAGUCCAUCCACAGAGUACUGGCCCACAACAAAGUCUGUCUGGUGGAUGUACAACCUGAGGCAUUAAAAACCCUGCGAAUGGCAGAGUUCAAGCCGUAUGUCAUAUUUGUAAGACCUCGCAUCCUUGACAGUCAAAGGAAACUUCUCGGCUCCACUUCCUCUCUUUCUGCCGGAAUAACGGAGGAGGACCUGAUGGAUAUGAAGCAGUCAGCUGACCUCAUUGAUGAAUGCUAUGGUCACUGGGUGGACUAUGUUCUGUUUAAGGAGGAUGCUGUCAGUGCCUUAAUCGAGCUGCAGGUGGUGAUGGAGCGGGUUCAGAGGGAGCCUCAGUGGGUGCCUGCCUCCUGGCUCAGGAGCUAG